Molecule: messenger RNA, 2192 nt
Organism: Alnus glutinosa
Lineage: Eukaryota; Viridiplantae; Streptophyta; Magnoliopsida; Fagales; Betulaceae
Product: patellin-3-like
Exons: 3
Coding region: 122-1912 (596 amino acids)
Molecular function (GO): lipid binding
Source: RefSeq, a predicted model, not a curated record
ACGACCAUUUUCCCACAACCCACCAUCUUCUCUCUCUCUCCCUCUAGCAGUUCAGUUCAAGUCUUCUACUAGAGUAGAAACUGAAGAAUCAUUGUUGAUAACAAGAACAACAUAUUCAGGCAUGGCUGAGGAAGUGCAAAAGCAAGCCCAAGAAGAAGUGGUGGUGGUCACUGAUGUUCCACAGCCUGAGAAACCUACUCCGGCAGUAGAGAAAGGCCUACCGACGGAGGAGCCCACAAAGCCCAAGCCCAUUCAAGAAGAAGAAGAGCCUGCUGUGGUGGAGGCUGAGAUUUCAAAAUCCGGGGCUGACAGUGAUGAGAAGAUCCCUCAGUCCGGUUCAUUCAAGGAAGAGAGCACCAGAGUUGCUGAUCUUCCCGACACCGAGAAGAAAGCGCUUGAAGAGCUUAAACUGCUUAUCCAAGAUGCGCUUAGCAAGCAUGAGUUCACCAGUCUGCAGGCUUCGCCGCCCAAAGAAGAAGAACAAAAGCCAGCGGCCGCUGAAGAAAUUCCAUCCAAAGUGAUUGCUGACGAUGAUCCUCCGGUGGCGGCGGAAGAACCCACAAAGGCGGAAUCCGAAGCUUCAGUAGAAAUGAAGGCGGAGGCAGACGAUGAAGCCGCAGAACAAACAACAACAACAACAGAAACCGUGGUGGUUACGGCGGUUAUUGAAGAGAAGGUGGCCUGUAAUGCUGUGGAUGAUGACGGCGCAAAGACUGUGGAAGCCAUAGAGGAGACCAUUGUGGCGGUCUCUUCUUCAGUCUUGCAAGACCAGCCUCCUCCGCCUCCAGCAACAGAUCAUGAGGAGGAUCAGAAGGCUGCCUCUGCUUCACCUCUGGAGGCGGAAGAAGAAGAUGCCAAAGCCGACUCUUCCGCUCCUCUGCCUCCGGAGGAGGUAUCCAUCUGGGGAAUACCACUCCUGGCCGAUGAGAGGAGCGAUGUGAUUCUCUUGAAGUUUCUCCGCGCAAGAGACUUCAAGGUGAAGGACGCAUUCACCAUGAUCAAGAACACGGUGCGCUGGAGGAAGGAGUUUGGAAUCGACGAGUUGCUUGAAGAAGAAGAACUGGGUAGCGAUUUACAGAAGGUGGUGUUCAUGCACGGCUUUGACAAGGAAGGACACCCGGUUUGCUACAAUGUGUACGGGGAAUUCCAGAACAAGGUGCUGUACCAGAAAACAUUUUCUGAUGAAGAGAAGAGGCAGAAAUUCUUGAGGUGGAGAAUUCAAUUCCUGGAAAGGAGUAUCCGGAAAUUGGAUUUAAGCCCUGGUGGUAUUUGCACAAUUGUCCAGGUGAAUGAUUUGAAGAAUUCUCCGGGGCCUGGUAAGUGGGAGCUUAGACAAGCAACCAAACAGGCCCUCCAAUUGCUCCAAGACAAUUAUCCUGAAUUCGUAGCCAAACAGGUGUUUAUCAAUGUCCCUUGGUGGUACCUGGCGGUGAGUAGAAUGAUAAGCCCAUUCCUGACGCAGAGGACCAAAAGCAAGUUUGUGUUCGCCGGCCCUUCCAAGUCUGCGGGGACCCUUUUGAGGUACAUAGCUGCCGAGCAGUUACCAGUCAAAUAUGGAGGACUGAGCAAAGACGGUGAAUUUGGCACAACAGAUGCUGUUAUUGAGACUACUGUCCGGCCGGCAGCGAAGCACACGGUGGAAUUUCCUGUUACUGAGUCGUGCCAUCUGACAUGGGAGGUGCGAGUUGUGGGAUGGGAUGUGAGCUACGGUGCAGAGUUUGUGCCGAGUGCUGAAGAAAGUUACACCGUGAUCAUACAGAAGGCUAGAAAGGUUGCCUCAUCGGCAGAACCAGUUGUUUGCAAUAGUUUCAAAAUUGGUGAACCUGGGAAGGUGGUGCUCACCAUUGACAACCCCACCUCUAAGAAGAAGAAGCUCCUUUACCGCUUGAAGACCAAAUCCUCCUCUGAUUGAAAAAGGGAAAAAGAAAGCUUGAAGAAUAUAUGGGGUUUGUUGAUUAUAGAUAGGGAACCAAAUAUAUUUGUUGAAAGUGGUUUGUGUAUCUUUUCCUAAAUACAUUUAAUUUGUGCUUCUUUAUUAAUUAUGAAUAUGUUUUUUUUGAAAAGAAAUUUAAUUUGUAAUUGGGGUUGGUAUGUGAAAUACUACUGAUUUUGGGGAAGAACUAAAGUCCCAAUGCCUGCAUGGAUGUUUCUUUGGGACCCGUGAAAUACUCAAUUGUCUUUUUCUUUUUCCA